AGGAGACAGAGAAACACACUGGGUUAAGUCCACGGUGGCACUGGUGGUCCAGGAAACAGAGAAACACGCUGGGUUAAGUCCACGGUGGCACUGGUGGCCGUCCCAGGGGAACCGCAGGAGACCUCGCCCCUCGCUGCUCCCCGCUGCCACCGCUCCCUCAUGAUCGAGCCCACAGUCUGUUUUCUCUUCCCCAAGGGUGAAGCCACACCACAUUCCAGCCUGACACAGACGGGGGAGCUGAAGGGAAGACGCCGAGACCCUGCAGCUGCCACCAUGAGCUCAGGAAACCUCGGGGACCGCUCAGAUAUCGAGGGCUUGUUUGAGGCUGUCAUUGACAAUCUCUGGGACAUAAUGAGCAGAGAAGAACUGCUCCUCCUGCUGACCAAGGUCCUGAACAGAAUUGAGACUGAGGCCAGUUUGUCCAGGGAAGACAUAGAUGCACUACAUGUGUAUCUGAGUGAAUUGGAAAGCGACUUGGCUGGGGAGCACCAAAAAGACCAGCUGCACAGGAAGAGGUUUUUGAGAAGGUUUCCUCAGGUGAAACGGGAGCUGGAGAUGCUCAUAGAAAAGCUCCAGGCACUUGCAGACAAUGCUGAGAAGGUCCACAGGGACUGCACCAUCUCCAACGUGGCAGCCGCCUCCGCCGGCGCUGCGUCUGGAGUCCUGACCAUCCUUGGCCUGGCUCUGGCACCCGUGACAGCGGGGGUCAGUCUGGCACUUUCGGCCACUGGGUUAGGGCUGGGAGCAGCGGCGGCUGUGACCAGUGUGUCCACCGGCAUCGUGGAAUAUGUAAGCAGGUCGUCAGCAGAAACCGAAGCCAGCCGCCUGAUGUCAAGUGGCGUCAACAAAUGGAAGAUGCUCCUGGAGGUUCUUAAGAGCAACCCCCAAAUUGUUUACACAACAAAGACAUUCACAGAGGCCGUGGACUGCAUUGAAAUGAUCAUCCAGGGCCAGGAUAGCGUCAGUGCCAACCCUGGCUUAGCACCCAAUGUGAAUGUCUUCGCGGGCACUGGGAGAAUCUCAGUCUCAGGCAUCCAGCAUGUUGAGGGAGCUAUCAAAGGCACGGCUCUGGCAAUGACCAAAGGAGCCCGGAUCAUCGGUGCGGCCACUGCAGGUGUCUUCCUUCUGGUGGACGUGGGCUUUCUGGUGAAAGAGUCAAUGCACUUGCAUGAAGGGGCAAAGUCAGAGUCGGCAGACAGGCUGAGGCAGCAGGCCUGGGAGCUGGAGAGGAAGCUGGAGGAGCUCACCCGGAUCUAUGAGAGUCUGCAGUAGGGCCUGACUCACCACCCUCAGAGCAGUGCAGGGACACGUGUGGGGCCAAGGUGUGGAGGAAGCUUGUUAGAGGGAAAAGGAAGGCGAGAUGAAAUUGAUGGAGCGGGAUGUUAGGAAUCUGGCAUCUCUGUAGCUGAGCACAGCAGGGGAGGGAGGGAUGCAGGUGGCAGAUGGGGAGAGGGAAGGAAGGAGCCUGGAGCCUGGGCGGAGGGAGGAGAGGGGACUAGAGAGUGAGGGGAGGGGAGAAACCACUUGUUUUGGACUAAAGAAGACACUGGGGGCAGAAAUAAAGGGAGAGGCGGGGGAAGCUAGCAACAAGAGGCCAGGAAUACGAAAGGGUUGCAAAUGGGAGAAAGCUGAAGGGUUAGGAUUGUUGGGAUCUGGGAGAAGUAGUAGGGGCUCCUCUCUCACCCCUCCCCAGGGUUUGAUGUCCCAGCAAGAAGAGAGUCUCCCCCUGGGGGUGGUCUCUGGCCCUACUUUUCCAGUAUCAACUCACCUUUGAUCCCAGCAGGUGUAUCUUAAUUAGGCAGUGACAUCUUUUGUUUGUUUUUAUUGAAGUGUAGUUGAUUUAUAAUAUUGUGUUAGUUUCAGGUGUACAGCAAAGUGAUUCUGUUAUACAUGUAUCUAUCUAUAUAUCUAUAUUCUUUUUUGAUUCUUUUCCAUUACAGGUUAUUACAAGAUAUUGAGUAUUCUUCCCUGUGCUGUACAGUAGGUCCGUGUGGUUGACCUAGUUUAGGUCUGGUAGUGUGCAUCUGUUAACUCCAGACUCCUAAUUUUUCCCUCCCCCCCACUUUGGUAACAAUAAGUUUGUUUUCUAUCACUGUGAGUCUGUCUCUGUUUUGUAAAUAAAUACAUCUGUAGUCUUUUUUUUUUCCCCCAGAUGUGCCGAACGGCUUGUGGGAUCUCAGUUCCCCCCUCCAGGGAAUGAACCUGAGCCACAACAGUGAAAGUGACAAAUCCUAACCACUAGACCACCAGGGAACUCCCUGAACUAUAUUUUAGACCACAUAUAGGUGAUAUCAUAUCUUUGUCCUUGUGUGACUUACUUCACUUAGUAUGAUCAUCUCUAGAUCCAUACAUGUGGCUACAAAUGGCAUUAUUUCGUUCUUGUUGUGGCUGAGUAGUAUUCCUUGUCUAUAGGUAUCACAACUUCUUUAUCCAUUCAUCUGUCGAUGGACAUUUAGGUUACUUCCAUGUCUUGGCUAUUGUAUACAGUGCUGCUAUAAACAUGGGGUGCACGUAUCUUUUCGAAUUGGAGCUUUCAUCUUUUCCGGAUAUAUGCCCUGAGGUGGAAUUGCUGAAUCAUCUGGUAGCUCUAUGUUUAGGUUUUAAGGAGCCUCUGUGGUGAUUUCCAUAGUGAGAACACCAAUUUACAUUCCCACCCACAGUGUAGAAGGGUUCCCUUUUCUCCACACCAUCUCCACUAUUUACUAUGUGUUGACUUUUUGAGGAUGGCCAUUCUGAUCGGUAGAGGUGAUACCUCCUUGUACUUCUGAUCUGCAUUUCACUAACAAUUAGCAAUGAUGAGCAUCUUUUCAUGUGCCUGUUGGCCAUCUGUCUGUCUGUCUUUGAAGAGACAUCUAUUUAGGUUUUCAGGAAAUGACUCCUCAUGAGAUGGUAUUGGUGACUGUGGUGGUGGCGGCAGUGGUGGUGAUGACAGCACGGGGGUGGAUCCUUUGACAAGUUGCCAGGUGCUCUUUGGGCCCAGGGUGCACUAAGAGACAGUGAGGUUCCCAUAAAAUUCAAAUGUUGUCUUGGAACACAGGUUGAAAUCAAAAAAAAAAGAAAAAAAAAGAAAAGAAAAAGAAGAGAAAAAAGAAAAAUGAAACCAGAUGGCAGCAACAGGGCAAGGAACUUUGCCAUGUGUCAAGGAGAUCAGCCCUCCUGGGACCAACAGAUGCAGCCUCUCUGAGCCUCAGUUUCUUCCUCGGUUGGGGGUGGGGCUACACAAGAUAUUCCAGGUCCCCCUGGCUCUCCCCACCUUGUGCUCUACAGACUUUGGUUCAAUAAACAUGAACUGAUGGACUGAGGCUUCCUUG
This is a messenger RNA of Hippopotamus amphibius kiboko, 3311 nucleotides long. RefSeq names its product apolipoprotein L2-like. Gene Ontology annotation, cellular component: extracellular region; membrane. The transcript is spliced from 3 exons. The coding region runs from base 160 to 1272 and encodes 370 amino acids. Lineage: Eukaryota; Metazoa; Chordata; Mammalia; Artiodactyla; Hippopotamidae. Gene Ontology annotation, biological process: lipid transport; lipoprotein metabolic process. Gene Ontology annotation, molecular function: lipid binding. The record is from RefSeq and is a predicted model, not a curated record.